Gigantopelta aegis is the source of this 6917-nucleotide messenger RNA. Its product is annotated as adhesion G protein-coupled receptor L3-like. The transcript is spliced from 25 exons. Gene Ontology annotation, cellular component: membrane. Gene Ontology annotation, molecular function: carbohydrate binding; G protein-coupled receptor activity. Lineage: Eukaryota; Metazoa; Mollusca; Gastropoda; Neomphalida; Peltospiridae. Gene Ontology annotation, biological process: adenylate cyclase-activating G protein-coupled receptor signaling pathway; cell surface receptor signaling pathway. The coding region runs from base 245 to 4351 and encodes 1368 amino acids. The record is from RefSeq and is a predicted model, not a curated record.
ACCAUUCGAAGCAUUUGCGAAAUCAGUAACCAACAGGUUUUUGUUGAUCGCAGUAUAAAAGUUACACCGCGAUCAAAGACAGUUAGCAAACGGUUUAUUUGACGGAUAUACCGAAAAAGACACUUGAAGAGCUGUAACAGUUGUGACAUUGUUUGUGAAUUAUUACACUUUACAGGACUGCACACCGCCAUGUUAUGAUAUGAGCUGAGUGCCGGCUCGUGGUGCAUGGUUCCUGGAAAACAGGAUGGGACCAACAUGGCCUGGUGUCUGUGGACGAGGGAUGAAGGGUCUGGUGGUGAGGCUAAUUCUCAUCAUGUUGAUCAGCAGCAAGCUCACAUCAGUCGAAGGUCGAAGCCGAAACAUGCCGAGUCUGACAAUGGCAUUUGCUUGUGAAAACAGCAAACUUCGUAUUAACUGCCCUGAGGGUCACGUGAUUCGUAUUCUUCUUGCCAACUAUGGUCGCUUCAGUAUGUCCGUGUGUAAUCGGUUUGGAAUCACCGAAGGCUGGGACUUGCAGUGCAGAUCUCAUAGGUCUCUCAAUAUUGUAUCAGAACGGUGUGACGGGCGGCAAUCUUGUGAUAUGAUGGCAAGCAACUAUGUCUUUGAAGAUCCUUGUCCUGGAACAUCCAAAUAUGCUGAAGUCAAGUAUUUCUGUAAAGAUGAAAGACCUCCAACAACAUAUCGUCUACCUACAGAACCAACUACUACAACAACAGUACCUACUACACGUACUACAACCACCACACCUACUACAACUACCACACCUACUACAACUACCACACCUACUACAACUACCACAUCUACUACAACUACUGCAUCUACUACAACCACCACAAAACCACCAACAUCAACAACAACAACAACAACAACAUCCACAACUGCAUCCACCACCACAAGCACUCUCACAUCAUCACCGACAACACUGCUUUCAACAUCUCCCAUCCCAAAACACACCUUUAAUCCCACUCCUGCCACCAAAAUGGCUGUUUCCACUGCCACUUCCAUCAAGCAUACAAUAUCGCCCACCAAACACAUUGAAAAGGAUACCACUACAGAGGCACCAACAAGUUCUACAUCCACCAGCAAACCAAGAACAACUACUCUCAAACCAAGGAAAACAACUCUGAAAUCAAGCAGCACAACCUUGAAAGCAAGAAAGACGACUCUGAAGCCAUUUUUCAGUACGAAGGACCCGGGCUUGGCUCCUUACAAGUUACGAUCAUGUAUAGCUACGUAUGUGGAUGGUGUGUAUUGGCCAAACACAGCUGUACGAAGCAUAGCACAGCAGCCCUGCCCAGAUAAACUUAAAGGAACGGCCCACUGGCUGUGCAGCACGAGGGGGUGGAGGGGAAGUCCCGACCUCAGUGACUGUGUGUCACCUUGGGUGGAGCAGCUAGACAAGAAGAUAGAUGACCAGUUGCAGGGUGGCGUGUCGGAUGGCAGCGCCAUGGAGAUUCUCGAGAACUUGACGGACGUGACGUCGGUGAAGACAGGUGAUCUGAAGCGCACCACCAUCAAGCUGCUGCCCAAGUUGCUGCAGGUGCUGCAGAAGGAUAUGGCCCAGCCCAUGCCACCAAACAUAAAGAGGAAGAAAGUGAAAAUAUUCACCAAGUCAUUCCUAAAGACAAGUAGUAACCUGCUGGCAAAGAAACAAAAGACGUCGUGGCGCGACCUACAGUCUGCUGACCGGAUACAAGCCGCCACGUCGCUGAUGGUCAGUGUGGAAAUGUCAGCAUACAGCAUUGCCAGCACUGUGGAGGUCGGCACAACCGACACCAUCACCAAUGACAAUAUCAUGGUGGAGGUGAGUGUGAUGAGCCCCACAGAUGACCUUCAGGACAUGACCUUCCCCUCUGAACAGAGCUCGGCAUCCUCCUCUCACUGGGCUCAGUCUUCUGACACUAUUACCAUUCCCAAGGCGACACUGGCCACAAAUGCCAAGCAAGGAGUAAUAAAAGUAGUGUUUACGGUCUACACUAAUAUCAAUCAGUACAUGAACCCAAAUCCACCAUCCGAGUCCAGGGCAACAGAAAGGGACAUCACUCUAGUUAACGAGAAGGCCUUCAAGACUGAACUGGUGGAAGAAGACACCAAUGUUAUUUCUCAGGACCCAGAUAAGCAGGAGAAGAAAACUGUGGUGAACACCAACAUCAUUUCAGCAUCCAUCAAUGGACAGCAGGAUCUGGAACUUGAAGAGCCAGUGGAAUUCACUCUGCAGCAUCUCAAGACUGAAAGAACAUCCAAUCCAGUCUGUUCAUUCUGGGAUGUCGAUAGGAGCACAAUGAGAGGAAAGUGGUCGAGUGACAGGUGUCGACUGACCAAGACAAACAAGACACACACAACCUGUCAGUGUGACCACUUGACCAGCUUCGCUGUUCUCAUGGAUGUUGUGGGAUCCAAGUUGUCACCUAGUCACCAGCUGUCUCUUCGUGUGAUCACGUUUGUCGGCUGUAUCGUGUCCAUCGUCUGUUUGUUUCUGAGCUGGGUCACCUUCAUAGCUUUCAAAAACCUGCAGUGUGAUAGACUAACCAUUCACAAACAUCUUGUGUUCAGUCUGAUGUUAGCGGAGAUUAUCUUCCUAGCUGGCAUAGGACAGACAGAAAACCAGGUAUUCUGCUCCAUCAUAGCCGGAGUGCUUCACUUCUUGUUCAUGGUGGCCUUUGCCUGGAUGUGUCUCGAAGGAAUACAACUCUACGUGAUGCUCAUCGAGGUCUUUGAGAAAGCCAGAUCAAGAGUGCUGUGGUAUUAUACCUUCGGAUAUGGCAUUCCCACAGUGAUAGUGGUGGUAUCGGCUGCUGUAUAUCAUGAAGGUUAUGGCAGUGAAAUUCACUGUUGGCUGAGUACAGAGAGAAACUUUAUCUGGAGUUUUGUGGGACCAGUUGUUGCAGUUAUAACUGUAAAUGUGAUAAUGCUGUCCAUUGCUAUCUACAUGAUGUGCAAGCAUGCCAACUCAGCCACUUCUAUGAAGGACAAAACUAAAUUUCAGAAGUUUAGCAUGAGUCAGAGUUAUGAAAGCAGUUUAUCAGGGCUCGAGAAAUCGCAGACUGUUGUCUUUACCUUUCCUCAACUACCGGCAUGGAUCAAAGGUGCGGUGGUUCUUGUGGUGCUACUUGGACUGACCUGGGCUGUGGGACUUCUGUUCCUCAACAACGAGACGGUGGCGAUGGCGUACAUGUUCACCAUCCUCAACUCUCUACAGGGGCUCUUCAUCUUCAUCUUCCACUGCCUCAUGAACGACAAGGUUCAGAAGGAGUACCGUAAGUUUGCGCGCCGCACCACCUGGCUGCCGCAGUGUAUCCGGGUCAACUACGGGGGUUACACGGGGAACCUGUCCUCACCUAACCAGUCCACUGGAUCAGCACAUGGGUAUUUUUCCAAACUCUUCGGUGGGAAGAGGAGGAAAAGAUCAACAUCAACAAACAGUUCGACCAAACCAUUUCUUUCACAGAGAGGUGGUCGAGACAGAAGUUCUGGUGAACAUUCGGGAAGUCGAGACAGCAGUUCGUACCCUUCAACCAUCAAUGGCUAUAUCUAUAACGGGAACAACAACGACCCUCAGAAGUCUCCUCGAGUCGUGUCCAAUGGUGUCAUGUCCCUAAGAAUCUGCUACGAAGAGGUGGAUGGCAUUGCCGGAGAUCUGUCUGGAGCGUUUGACUGUUCGGUCAUCGACAGCGAAGUGGUCACAGAGUACUGCCACAAUAACCUGCAGGUUUCACGAGAGAAGAGGCGCUACUCUUCGGGAUCGGAAGACUGCCAACAGUCGUCAGAUGAAGAGAAGGACAAGGACCACUUGUCGACUCUGUCGUACGAUUCCAUUGUCAAAAAUCGCGAUUCUUUCAUCUCGACAGAUCCCGAGGGUCCACAGUCAGAUUUCGGAAGUGCUGAUGACCUUAUAAAGGCCAAGAGGCUGAGUAGUCAGGAGAAUGAACCUCUUGUUUUGGAUCCCAAUUCCAAACAGAAUCUCAUAAACAGUCUUAUGACGAGGGUGGCUAACAAGAGAAAUGGGAUUAGGUUGCCGAAUGGCAAGAAAUGCUCGCCUUCUCUUGGGAAUAUUAACUGUUAUGAGGAGGAGAAAUCUGAGGAGAAAAUGAACGUGAGCACACCCAAUCUGAAGUAUAAAGGCAGUGCAAAGUGUUCGGUGAAAAAUCCCACCAAGAGCAGUGGAGUAGUUCUGCAGCUGAGCUUACCAAAUAUAAGUGCCACUGAGGAAGGCUGCGACACAGAUCCCUCAAUCCCACAAUCCCAAGACAAGAACUUCUUCCAGAAAGGUUUUAAAAUUAAGAGACUCCGGUCAGAUGCGACAAUUCAGAUGGAUCCACACCGGUUUGAUCUAUCAUCUAGUGAAUGUUGAUCUUUGGCAAUGCGAGAACAAGCUGUUAGUUGAUAUCAUUUUGAGUUUUUGUUUAUGGCAGCAAGUGAGAGAACUCAGAUGUAACAAUUUGGACAAAUACACCAUUUUGAAAAUUUAUUAUGUAAUAAAUGUUGGUUAAAAUCAUUCCUUUAAGGGGUAACUUUGUUGUAGUUAUGGCAACAAAGGGGCUUAACCAGGUUGUGAUUAGUAGGUUUUGUAUUGCAAGAGUUAAAAAAAAUCAUGUUGGAUGUAACAUUUGAAAUGUGAUCCACACCAUUUUGGUUUGUUAUUCUUGUGAGGACAUGUUGUUAAUAUUUGUUCAGUUGUUAUUACUGGAAGCAGGGCUGAUAAAUAGGUUGUGAUCAGUAGUUGUAUUUUAUAAUAAACAAAUUGUUUAGGUUCUGAUGUAAUGAUAUUUUGUUUAAUGCUGAAAAUCCCUGCAGCUAACCUGGCUUAUGAUCAAGGUUGUAGAAGAUUUAAAAGCAGAAUAUGAUAGUGCUUAACACAAAUUAUGAUUGAUUUGUUAGGUUCAGCAUUGAUUAAAAUGUCAAAUAAUCUAUAUUUCUUGUUAGCCAUGCUAAAAUAUUUUGAAAGAUUUUUAAUUCUGACAUCAUGUACGAUUUGUAAAUAAGCCAUGGUGUUUAAAAUUUCAUUAUAAUAUUUCAUAAACUGAUCAAGGUGUUCAGAACAUUCCUUAGGCUUGAUUCUUAUGGUGAUAUUCUUAAGAUAUCGGUAGAUGGUGUUCUCGGCAAACUGUUUGACCCAUCUGAAGAUGGCACUGACCAAACAAUGACAGUAAAUGCUUAUACUUAAACUUUGAUUUGACAAAGGAAGUAUUAAUAGUCAUAACAUUGGUUGUGUCCUUGCUCUGAGAUGUUUGUUGUCAGUAUAACAAUUGCUUGCUUAUUGAAUAUUGUAUUAAAUGGUGAUCAAAGGCAGUUGUUUUACAAACUAAAGGUGACAGUAGAUUUCAGAUAGUGUACAUAUUUUUCUACAGUUUAUCCUGCAGACUAUUAGUAUGAUUCUUUCUGCUUUAGACAUAAGCUGUCAUUUAACUUUUUUUUUAUACUGACAAACAUUUAUACUAAAGUGAUUCAGAUCUUAGUAACAUGGAGUUUAACAUUGCGAGUUCAAAUCUUAUAAAAGGGGAACAAAUAUAUUUUCAGUUUUGUGUUAAAAUCCAUCUUCAUUUAGUCAUAUUUGGAUCAUGUUAGACCAAAGUCUUAUUUUCACUGGUGCUAAAAUUGCAUUCUUCCUUUGAAUAAAGCAAAAUGACCAGAUUAGUUAACUGUUAACUAGCGUUCACCUUGCUUUCUUUGUGUUGUGUGGUGCUUUAUGUUCUUUGUUACCACUGGUAAUUUGACUUAGCUUGACCAUAAAAUACAAAAUGUUGUAUACUUUGUAAGAUUUUUAUAUUUGUAUUUUUCAUUUUUCAAAUCAUUCCAAGUAUUUAUUUUGUAAUAUAUUUGUGCUGUGUACUAUGAUAAAAACUACAUUGUGUAUAUCUGAAUAAUUCACUUUUCAGAAGUUUUGUUUUAUAAUGCAGGCCUGUAUACCGAUAAGGAACUGUAUUUUAAAGGUCACAUAAAAUGAAUAUGUUUUAUACCUUUUAAAAAAAAAAAAGAACUUCUAGCCCAGACAUUCUUCAUAAAGGUUAAAAUGCACAUUUUUAAGAUUACAUAAUUCAAUCAUGUUUGUUAAACACACAAACACUCUCUCUCACACACACAGAAACAUACACACACACACUCAUACGCAUACACAUAUACUAACACACACACACACACACGCACACACACUAACACUAACACACACACACACUCUAACACACAAACACACAAACAUACAUAAUAUGAAUUGUCUGAAGCUUAAAAUGCACAAUAUGUCCUCUUGAUAAUUGGUUUCACAAGCAGUUGUUGCUUUUUAUCUUAUAGUUUUGGCAGUAUUCCAGAAAUAUUGACAAUUCCUCAUUGCAGGUUCAAUAAUAUAAAUAAUAAUCUUUUAUCCGUGUUUUUAACAGGUCUUCCACAUUGUAGGUAAAAAUUAUUUUACAAGACUAACUUGAAACUUAAUUUCUAGAACUGCUUCUCAGUUUCUAGCAUUUGCUUCCAUUUUGAAACUUGAAAAAAAAAAAUUGCUUCCCACUCCAUAAAAUUAAAUUUCGAGCCUUGUAGUCUUACACUUACAGAUGUACACACUGUAUAUUACUGUCAAUAACUGGAAAUAACAUACCCAGUGUACUGUAAUUGUAUAGGUUUUUGUAAUAUGUUUGUACAUAAUUUUGUAUACAUGUCUGUACAUGUAGCUACAAUAUCGGCUGCUCACAGUAAUUAUGUUUAUCCACAUGUCUCAGUUAUAUAGUACAGUAAAUUACUCUUAUAACGGACCAGAAGAGACCAUGAUAGUUAAUUCGUUAUAGCAGCAGUUCGUCGUACACAUUUGUACAAGUUGGUUAUUAAUGUAUAGGGAGAUAAAACGGGACUUUAAGAUCAGUUCGUUCUGUGCAGUAGUUCAUUGUACACAUUUGCAUAAGUUGGUUAUUAAUGUAUAGGGAGAUAAAACGGGA